AUGGCCGGUGAUCGUCAAAUUUUCACUGAUAGCCAUGCUAAAUCUAUUCUUACUAGUAUGAAUAAUUUAAGAAAAAUAAAUACUUUAUGUGACGUGACAUUGAUAGUACAGAAUCAGUGUUUUUCAGCCCACAGAAUAGUUCUAGCAGCUUGUAGUGACUAUUUUUGUGCUAUGUUUACCAAUAAAAUGAAAGAAAGAGAUAAGUCUAUAAUAGAACUACAUGAUAUAUCAGCUCCUGUUUUAGAAGUUUUAUUAGAUUUUGUUUAUACUGAAACAGUUAAUGUUAGUGUCGAAAAUGUUCAAGAAUUACUUCCAGCAGCUUGUCUUCUUCAACUUACAGGUGUUAAAGAAGCUUGUUGUACAUUCCUAGAGAAACAGUUAGAUUCAAGUAACUGUCUUGGUAUUAAAAUCUUUUCUGAAAGUCAUUCAUGUGAUUCAUUAUGCCAAGCAGCUGAGUCUUACAGUCUACGCCAUUUUGAAGAUGUGGUUACUCAAGAUGAAUUUAAAAGCCUGUCAAUUGAUGAAUUAGAAAGAUUAAUUAGUAGUGAUGAGCUACAGGUCAAUAGUGAAGAACCUGUCUUUGAGGCCGUGAUUACUUGGGUAAAAUUCAAUGAGGUAGAAAGGGUUCCUUACCUAUCCAACCUAUUACAAUUUGUACGAUUACCAUUACUGUCAGCUAGAUAUAUUACUGAUUAUAUAGAUAAUGAGGCUUUAGUGAAGUCAUGUCAUAAAUGCAGAGAUUUAGUGGAUGAGGCCAAAAAGUUUCAUCUGAGACCAGAUUUACGUGGACAAAUGAAUGGACCAAGAAUGAAAACCAGAAUAGGUACUGAUGAUAUAUUAGUUGUUGUUGGGGGCUUCGGUUCACACCAGAAUCUAGUUGAUACUGUGGAACAGUAUAAUCCAAGAACUCAAUCUUGGAGCAGACUGCCUGAUUUAACCAAGAGAAGACGGUAUGUGUCAUCAGCCUCAGUAAAUGGUUGUGUCUAUAUAUUUGGAGGUUAUGAUGGUCAAUCUAGAUUGAAUACAGUAGAAUGUCUAGACAUCUCAGAUGAGAAGCCUAUGUGGGUGACUGUAACCAAUAUGAAUCACAGAAGGGGUUUGGCUGGUGUUUGUGUGUAUAGAGAUCAUAUCUAUGUAUGUGGUGGUUUCGAUGGAUAUUCUCGUCAUACCAGUAUGGAGAGAUAUAAUCCAGCAACAAACCAGUGGACAAUGUUAAGUGGUAUGGCUAAAGGUAGAGAAGGAGCAGGACUGGUAGAAGCUGGUGAUAUGAUCUACUGUAUUGGAGGAUAUGAUGGCAUUCAUUUAUUACAUUCAGCUGAAAGAUAUGAUCCACAAACAGAACAAUGGUCUACAAUAUCUCCAAUGUCUACACAACGAUCUGGUGCUGGUGUUUCUGUUGUGAAUGAUAUUAUUUAUGUUUGUGGUGGCUAUGAUGGUAAUGAACACCUGUCAACAGUUGAAUGUUAUAAUACGAACACUGGACAUUGGACAUCAUUACAGCACAUGAUAGUACCAAGAUGCUAUGUUGGAGCGUGUGUUUUGCAGGGAAAUCUGAUGGUUGUUGCUGGAUAUGAUGGCAAUCUGUUAUUAAAUUCUGUAGAACUGUAUAAUCCAUUGAUUGAAACCUGGGAGGUUUUAGAUGGUAGUAUGGCUACACCAAGAUGUGAUGCUGGAGUGUGUGUGGUCCGUGUACCAUAA
Molecule: messenger RNA, 1698 nt
Organism: Lottia gigantea (owl limpet)
Lineage: Eukaryota; Metazoa; Mollusca; Gastropoda; Lottiidae
Exons: 10
Coding region: 1-1698 (565 amino acids)
Molecular function (GO): protein binding
Source: RefSeq, a predicted model, not a curated record